This is a messenger RNA of Raphanus sativus (radish), 1518 nucleotides long. Its product is annotated as lysM domain-containing GPI-anchored protein 1. The transcript is spliced from 5 exons. The coding region runs from base 181 to 1413 and encodes 410 amino acids. The record is from RefSeq and is a predicted model, not a curated record. Lineage: Eukaryota; Viridiplantae; Streptophyta; Magnoliopsida; Brassicales; Brassicaceae.
CUGUACAACACACUUGUCUACUACUCUCUCUCUCUCUCUCCUCCAUUUCAAAAAAGUUUCUACUUUUCUUCUGACUCUCACUCUCUCUCCUCAACAAGAAAAAGAAGAAAGAUUCUAUCUCUACCAAACUCCUGAGACUUCUUACUCUGUCCAUUGUUCUGUAAUAGAGAGAGAGAGAGCAUGAGAGAGAUUGUCCUUCUCCUCCUAGCUUCGAGCUUACUCCUCACAUCAACAACGGCUAAAUCAACAAUCGAGCCAUGCUCAAGCAACGACACCUGCAACUCCCUACUCGGCUACACCCUCUACACCGACCUCAAAGUCUCGGAAGUCGCGUCCCUCUUCCAAACAGACCCAAUCUCCAUCCUCCUCGCCAACGCCAUCGACAUCUCCUACCCUGACGUCGACAACCACAUCCUCCCUUCCAACCUCUUCCUCAAAAUCCCCCUCACCUGCUCCUGCCUCGACGGCAUCCGAAAAUCACUCUCCACGCGCUACAAGACCCGCCCUUCCGACACGCUCGCCUCCAUCGCCGGCUCCGUCUACGGCGGUCUGGUCUCCGCCGAGCAGAUCCAGGAGGCUAACUCGGUUGCUGAUCCGUCGUUGCUCGAUGUCGGGACGAGUCUUGUCGUGCCUCUCCCCUGCGCUUGCUUCAACGGGAGUGAUGAUUCUCUCCCUGCUGUUUAUCUGUCGUAUGUGGUGAGAGGGGUUGAUACGUUGGCGGGGAUAGCGAGGAGGUAUGAGACUACUGUUUCUGAUUUGAUGAAUGUGAAUGCUAUGGGUGCUCCUGAUGUUAGCUCCGGUGAUAUCCUCGCCGUUCCUUUGUCAGCUUGUGCAUCAAACUUCCCCAAGUAUGCUUCGGAUUUUGGAUUGAUAGUUCCAAAUGGUAGCUACGCUCUAGCCGCGGGUCACUGCGUGCAAUGCAGCUGCGCGCUUGGGAGCCGCAGUUUGUAUUGUGAGCCUGCUUCUUUAGCCGUAUCAUGCUCGAGUAUGCAGUGUAGAAACAGCAACCUCAUGCUCGGUAACAUCACUGUUCAGCAGAGUAGCGCUGGCUGUAAUGUAACGACUUGUGAUUACAAUGGUUUCGCCAACGGCACCAUCUUGACCAUGCUGUCUAACUCUCUACAACCACGCUGUCCUGGGCCUCAACGAUUUGCGCCGCUUCUAGCUCCACCUGAUACUGUUCCUAAGGAUUUAAUGUAUGCACCGGCGCCUUCACCGGAUUUUGAUGGUCCAGGAUCAAUAGCAGCUUCACCAGGAUCGUCUGUGAUUCCUCCAGGCGGUGGUCCCUUGCCGGGUAACUUUGCUAAUGGUCCAGCUGGAAGCAUCUCAACCGCCACUUUCUCCUCUCUAAGCUACUUCUUUAUCAUGUUUCUCAUCUCCGUCUCUUCAUUCUCCUUUGUCUUCUCAUCUUGAUUCAUCAACGACAACAAUUUGUUUAUUUAUCCGACCAUUAAAACUCCUUUUUCACUGUUUCACAACUACAUUUUUCUACUCCAACAGAGAUCAAUCAGAACACAA